Oldenlandia corymbosa var. corymbosa is the source of this 2760-nucleotide messenger RNA. NCBI's taxonomy places the organism in Eukaryota, Viridiplantae, Streptophyta, Magnoliopsida, Gentianales, Rubiaceae. The record is from the annotation of a GenBank genome assembly.
AUCCUUUUAAAAUAAUUUUCCUAUAAAAUAGCACUAUAACUUAUGUUCCACAAUGCCGACUUUUUAGAAAGAUUUACAGAUAAAUCAAAAGGAUAACAGACUGGUCCCUAAUUUUAGUUUCCAUUAGGCAUCGACUCGCACCAAUUUCAGCAAUGCAAUUACUCAAUAUCAUCAACAGAACCCCUCAAAUCAGGAUUCAUCUACUCAUUAUGCUUACAAAUCACCAUUCAAUUUCGCGGAUACAUUUUAUCAUAAUCAGUUCCGAUGAUAAAUGGAUCAAAAUAAUCGCCGUCACCUCUUUUGUGGAAGUGAAAAAAAAAACUCCACCUGAAUAAGAAGAUUUGAGCAGAACCAACAUCCGGCAAUCGCAGCAGGAAAGUCAACGCGGUGACGGCCGAUCUGAAUAUGGCAGAUUCAACUGACGAAGAACAUCAAUGGGACACUCCAAAUGGUGUUAAUUAGAUCUGACGGGAAGAUCUCACCAACAAUGCAACGACAGAUCUGAACAAUUGCAACCGAAUUCUAUGAAAUCUUCUGACCAUACUAGAUGAAGAAAGCCGCCAAAAAAAAAAAACAAUCUGACUAGAAUACCGGAACAGAAAUAGCGGUGCCUCGGUUUGAGGACAACAACGGGAAUUACAGCGAAGAAGAACAAAACUGGAGUUUGCUUUAAGGUUUCUGGCCUUUCUUCUUUCCUUUUGAAAGAGGAAGAAAAAGGAAUUUACAAAAAUGACAAGUAUAAGCACAACAGAAGGCUGGAUUCCUGCAGUGCUAAUGGUACUGUAUAGUGUGAUAUAUGCCUUGAUGACCAUUUUGUUGAAAUUAGCAGCUCAUGAUGGGAUGGAUCUCAGAGUUGCAGCCACUUAUCGUUUUGUUUUCGGAGCUGUUCCCAAUGCUUCUUUGCUUUCUUCUUCAAGAGGUCUCACCGUGUGUAGGACAUGGGCUUUCAAUGAUGGCCAGUGGCACGUUCUUCAGAAAUCCUCGUCUGUUUAUGAUGAACAAGUUUUUCAGGCCUUGGAUUUAGUUGUCAGCGAAGCAAGGAAGUUCAAGAUCAGGUUGAUAUUGCCAUUGGUGAACAACUGGGAUGCGUAUGGAUGCAAAAAACAGUAUGUGCAAUGGGAAAUACGGGCUUCACAUUCGCAAGGUGCAGUCAGCUGGAUCAAGCUCAUCAGGUGAAAGGAAAAUUACGGGGCAUAGGUUGAAAAUGACCAAAAGCAGCAAGUCCAUGGCAAUGGCUCCAAGUUCUGGUUCGCCGGAAGGCCCUUUACAUUCAGGUGGCUCAGCAAAAGAGGCGUCGCUUACCAUUGGCGAAAGCGUCGGUGAAGAAGAGGAUUCCAAAUCAGAAAGCAUCAGCUGGAAGGGUCAUUUCCUCAAGCCAUGCUAAGGUCUCGGCAUCGUGAGACUAGAUAAAUUUUUUUAGGUAGAAGAUCACAACUAGGAUGAUUGAUCAAUCUGCUGAAAGAUUCAAUUUGUGUGUCACCCAAUUAGAUCAUAACCUAUGGGGAAAAAAGUAAAACAUAGGGAUUUGGAAAAUCUUUUUAACAUUUUCUGAUGAUUAUGAUUCAUAGACAUGUUGCUUUGCGUUAUUAUCCUUAUCAUUGCAACUAUAUUAUGAUAGGUUUUGAUAACAGACCAUUUCAGGUUGGAGUCUUAUUUAAUGAAUUCCAUAUGUUGUUGUCUUUGGUGAUAUUCUGGUUUGCAUUUUAUCCUUAAAUUUUCACAUCUGCUCUACUCAUGAGUGACCUGCAGUGAGUGCAGUCCAGGAGAAUAUCUAUGCACAUGGUGCUAUAUAUGAAAAGGUUUGUGGGGUGGCAUCUAGAAAUAGAGCCCUCCAAUUGUUUUUGGGGAAUAAAAGUUUGUACCCUUUUUUUUAAUUGUGUGCAAACAUAGAAUUACUUCAUUUGGGAAUGAGUGAUCAAUGUUGUUGGCUUAUAAACACUACUUGGCAGGGAAUAUUGGGAGGGUAUAAUUGAUGCAAGCUUGAAGUUUGCAUGAGCAGAGUGACUACAAGCACCAUGAAGUAGCCUCCAUUCUGUAUUUGGCAAUACAAUUUGAGAGUCCAAGCUUUGAUCUCAGGUUGGCCAUGUCCAAAGUCCUUCAAAUUUUUGAAAGGAAGAAGAGAUUCAGUCAACGACAAACGUAUCAACCCUUCACCUAUGAGUGAGAUGAUGACAUCAACCGAUGCGACUUCCAGUAUUUCUUAAUCUGCUGCUACUACUGCCACAUCUUUAAUCAGGACUUUUCUCAUGAAUGAUCUUCAAAACCAUAGCGCAUGAAUUUGAUGUAAAUCUAAUGCGAAAAAGUACUCUAACCUAUUAGCAUACCUACCCCUCUAAUACUUUAAUUGGCAAUUGUAAAUGUUAGCUGAGCGAGUAUUUGUCGGGCCGGAAGAAUCAUUUGUCCCUUAUGGCUUUUGUAUCAUUGUUAUUAUUAUUAUUAUUUUCUUCAUUUAACUGACUUAAAACACAAGCGUUUUUCGACAAAUUAUUAUUUUUUAAAAAUUUAGUAAUUCUUUCUUAUUUAACUUAUUUAAAAUACAAGCAUCUCGGGCAUCCGCCCGGACCAAGUAUCUAGUCAUACCUUAUAAACUGAAAUAGUUAUUUAAAAAUGUCAUCUUAUCAUGGUGGUAAAAUUUUUAAAUUUGAAAUUUUAGAUAUUCAUGAAUAAAUUAUGUAAAAUGGUUGUUUGAAAAAAAUUAUUGCUCUUUCAUUGUACUAAAAUAAUUGAAAUGGUAAUUUUUAUUUUUAUUUUUUUGCGUUU